AUUUCUCCAUAACAAAACAUGAUUACUCAAAACCAACAUAUUUUCACUUUAGCAUUAUUAACACUAAUUAGCAUCAUCACAUUAACUUCAGUUUCAGCUCGUUUAUUUCCUAAUCCAUCUGAAAUCCCGAUGUCUAACCACGCGCCACCAGGCGCGUGGGACGGAUACCGAAACUUCACAGGUUGUACCCGCGGCAAAACAUACGACGGACUCUCCAAACUCAAAAACUACUUUCAACAUUUCGGCUACAUCCCCAACGCGCCGCCGUCAAACUUCACCGACGACUUCGACGAAGCCUUAGAAUCCGCCGUACGUUCUUACCAGAAGAAUUUCAAUCUCAACAUCACCGGGGAGCUCGAUAACACAACAAUGAACUACAUCGUCAAACCACGAUGCGGCAUCGCGGAUAUCAUCAACGGAACAACCUCCAUGAACUCCGGCAAGUCCAAUGACACAAAUCUCCAUACCGUCUCACAUUACACAUUCUUCUCCGGCAAGCCACGGUGGCCGGCGGGAACAACAUCCCUAACCUACGCAUUCGAUCCUAGCGAGAAUCUUGACGACGCAACAAAACAAGUUUUCGCAAACGCGUUUAACCAAUGGUCGAAAGUAACAACAAUAACCUUCAACGAAACGACGUCGUAUAAUACCGCAGAUAUCAAAAUUGGAUUCUACAGUGGUGAUCACGGUGACGGAGAACCGUUUGACGGAGUCUUAGGGACGUUAGCACACGCGUUUUCUCCAACUGACGGAAGGUUCCAUUUGGAUAAAGCGGAAGACUGGGUAGUUAGCGGAGAUGUAACGGAGUCAUCUUUGUCUAACGCUAUUGAUUUGGAAUCCGUUGCGGUUCAUGAAAUUGGCCAUGUUUUAGGGUUAGGGCACACGUCGGUUCAAGAGGCUAUUAUGUAUCCUACGAUAAGUUCGAGAACGAGGAAAGUUGAGCUUGAGGAGGAUGAUAUUCUUGGGAUUCAGAAUCUUUAUGGUUCGAAUCCGAAUUUUACUGGGAUUACUACUGCUACUACUUCGAGGGAUAGAGAUUCUAGUAAUGGUGGUCGGAGACAUGUGGCGUCGUUGUUUUUGUCUUUGGUGUUUGUUGGGUUUGGUUUUUUGAGUUUGUAGAGGAGAGGUUUAUGUUGUUUUUAUUUGUUAGAAUUUUAGUAGAUGGUUUUAUACAGAAAGUAUACGAUGGUAGGUUAUACGGAUAUGUUUGUAUAUAGGUUGUUAUUUCCGGUUCGGUGCUGUGUAUUUUUGUUUUGUACUAUUCACAUUCUUCAUUCUUUUUGUGAUAGUUUAUUGGCGGACA
Molecule: messenger RNA, 1303 nt
Organism: Vicia villosa (hairy vetch)
Lineage: Eukaryota; Viridiplantae; Streptophyta; Magnoliopsida; Fabales; Fabaceae
Product: metalloendoproteinase 2-MMP-like
Exons: 1
Coding region: 19-1119 (366 amino acids)
Biological process (GO): extracellular matrix organization; proteolysis; collagen catabolic process
Cellular component (GO): extracellular matrix
Molecular function (GO): metalloendopeptidase activity; zinc ion binding
Source: RefSeq, a predicted model, not a curated record